UCCCCCCCCAAAAAAGAAGAGAGAGAGAGAGAGAAUAAAGAAGAAACACCGCAGAUCGGGUGGACUGAUCUGAUCUGAUCUGAUCGGGGAGGAGAGGGGAGAGGAGAGAGAGGAGAGGGGAGUGGGAGGGGGGUCGGCGCUGUGAGUGAAGCUUUUCCCCAAUGAUAGAGAAAUUUCGAUGCCCUGUGUCUGAUUCGGAAAUGGCGAUCUGCAGGAGCACGGGGUGGCUCCGGGACCAGCUGCGGAGCUGCAACGCCAGUCUCCUGCUGAUGGACUGCCGCCCGCACGAGCUGUACGAGUCGUCGCACAUCGAGGCCGCCAUCAACGUGGCCAUCCCGGGGCUGAUGCUCCGGCGGCUCAGGAAGGGCAACUUCCCGGUCAAGUCGCUCAUCUCCAACCAGGAGGACAAGGAGCGGUUCGCCGAGCGCUGCGGGAGCGACACUCUGCUCCUGUACGACGAGAGCACCGCCGAGUGGAACGAGAACCUGAACGGCGGCUCCGUCCUGGGUUUGCUGCUGAGAAAGUUGAAGGACGAGGGCUGCAAAGUGUUUUGCCUGGAAGGGGGGUUCAGUAAGUUCCAGGCAGAGUACCCCAUGCACUGCGAGACCAACCCGGACAGCUCGUGUUGCAGCUCCUCACCCACCGUCCCGGUGCUGGGGUUGGGGGGACUCCGGAUCAGCUCGGACUCCUCGGACAUCGAGUCGGACGCAGACAGGGACCCCAACAGCGCCACCGAGUGCGAGGGCAGCCCCCUGUCCAACAACCAGCCCUCCUUCCCGGUGGAAAUCCUGCCUCACCUGUACUUGGGCUGCGCCAAGGACUCCACCAACCUGGACAUCUUGGAAGAGUACGGCAUCAAGUACAUCUUGAACGUGACCCCCAACCUCCCGAACCUGUUCGAGAACGCCGGGGAGUUCAAGUACAAGCAGAUCCCCAUCUCCGACCACUGGAGUCAGAACCUCUCCCAGUUUUUCCCGGAGGCGAUCACCUUCAUAGAUGAAGCUCGUAAUAAGAGUUGUGGUGUACUGGUUCACUGCCUGGCUGGGAUCAGUCGUUCGGUCACAGUGACUGUGGCUUAUUUGAUGCAAAAGAUGAACCUUUCAAUGAACGAUGCUUACGACAUCGUAAAGAUGAAGAAAUCGAACAUUUCUCCCAACUUCAAUUUCAUGGGACAGCUGCUGGACUUUGAGCGGACACUGGGGCUGAGCAGCCCCUGUGACAAUCGCCUGACCGCUCAGCAACUCUACUUCACCACCCCUACCAACCACAAUGUGUUCCAGCUCGACCCGCUCGAAUCUACUUGACCUCUCAACCGAAGCCCGGUGAAGAUAAAGCUUUAAGAAUUUACGGUCGGCCCGCUGACACAAUGGUCAGAAUUGGUCUGGAAAACAAGCCAGCUGAUCAGUUACUGAUCAGAGGCUGCUGACUCUGUGCAUGCAGCUGUUAUGGAGAGGACCCUGAUCUUGACUUUGAGAACGUUGAAGGCUCAAGAUUUAGCUGGAACGCUAGUCUUGUGCAGUUCCUGAAAGCUGUUUAGUCCAAAGAGAGACAGAGUAGGCUGUGUAAAGCACUUACAUUCUCUGUUUAAUCCCUUCUUUUGGGCGAUUUACUGGUAGCAAUGUUCGUCUUCAAUGAAGACUUGUUUAUUCAGGUUGAUCAGAGAAAGGGUUUUGUGGGUUCUGGCAUUAGCCACAGUGUUCGUGCUCUGGACUUGAGCAGUACCAUGCAGCACAAUUUCUGUAUAUAUUAUCAACGUACAGAUCCAAUUUAAUAAUUGUACUUAAAAGUGAGAUUAUGCAUUACUGGGUGGAGCAUUGUAGGGGAAAAGACUUGUUGUAAGGUACUUGGCACACUUGAUUGCUUGCGGAUUACAAGAUCCUGAAAAUGUGUGCUCGGUAUACAUGGAUAUUCUGUUUUCAACUUGAUUAUUGUUCAAACAAUAUGCCAAAAAAGUCGAGUUUUAAAAGUGUUUUGUUUGGUCGGGUUUGGCCUGCUUUGUUGCUUUAUCUAUGUAUGGGUGCUGCAAUCUGAAGCCUUCUUUUGAUUUGUGCUCUUUUUCUCUUAUUCUAAACUGAAAGCCUUGGCAGUGUAUAGUUCUUGUGUUUUCUUGCUAAUGAAUGAAUAGACUGUUCUUUGGACACAGAGGAUUAGUGUAUUUUAUUUUUUGGACAAUGAGUAUGUCAUACAGUGCAUUACCUCUGUGCAGACUCUUCAGGGAAGUUCAUCAUAAAUGCAAUAGGUUUUCUAUAAGUCUGUAUAAAAACUGGAAACUAUACUGUAUGUACACACUGCACUUACUGUAACUUGGUGGCCAAUGGGAUGAAAAUCCCCACUUCAUUGUUGCUGAUGAUUUAAUGUUGUAUGGGGAAUUUAUUCUAAGAAUGAUUGUAUUAUACUAAGUUAUUAAUAAAUAACUAUUUUGUCUAUAUAGAA
This is a messenger RNA of Callorhinchus milii (elephant shark), 2433 nucleotides long. RefSeq names its product dual specificity phosphatase 6 (gene dusp6). Lineage: Eukaryota; Metazoa; Chordata; Chondrichthyes; Chimaeriformes; Callorhinchidae. The coding region runs from base 162 to 1304 and encodes 380 amino acids. Gene Ontology annotation, biological process: regulation of heart growth; protein dephosphorylation; negative regulation of ERK1 and ERK2 cascade. The transcript is spliced from 3 exons. Gene Ontology annotation, molecular function: protein tyrosine/threonine phosphatase activity; MAP kinase tyrosine/serine/threonine phosphatase activity. Gene Ontology annotation, cellular component: cytosol; cytoplasm. The record is from RefSeq and is a predicted model, not a curated record.